Molecule: messenger RNA, 5461 nt
Organism: Ixodes scapularis (black-legged tick)
Lineage: Eukaryota; Metazoa; Arthropoda; Arachnida; Ixodida; Ixodidae
Product: bone morphogenetic protein 7
Biological process (GO): SMAD protein signal transduction
Cellular component (GO): extracellular region
Molecular function (GO): cytokine activity; growth factor activity
Source: RefSeq, a predicted model, not a curated record
CCCGCGCGCGCUCUUCAAGCGGGGAGCUUUGGUAGCUCCGGCGAGCGGGCGGGCCGCUCUCGCUGGGCUCGCUUCGCCGCCGCUUCAGUCAGUCACCGGGGCGCGCUGCUGUGCUCCACAUGGACUCGCCGCCGCGCAGCCGUCCGGCGCCUCCGCCAACAGUCCAGCGCGACCAGUGACCGCCGCGAUGCGAGUACCCGUCCUCGUGGUCGUCGCCACAGCCGCGCGCCUACUCCUCGCGGCCGCGGUGCCGGCUACGACGACAAGAACGACGAGGCACGAACUGAGCAACGCCAUCGAAGACGUGGCGCUGGCUUCGUCGGGUCCCUCUUCGUCGGGCCCCUCUUCAUCGGGCUUCUUCGUCGGCCCCCUCUCCGUCGGUGUCUUCGUCGGCAUCUGCGCCGCAGUCGCUGGUGCAUCGCCGCAAGGACGUGGCCGCCGUGUCGCGACUGCUUCAGGUGUUCGGGGUGCGGGAGCCCCGACGUCGGGAGCGGCACCAGCAGCCGCCGGAGCAUGCUGGAGCUGUACAACGCCACCACGGGUUCCGGGGGGAUCGCGGUCGGCAAACCCGUACAACGCCAACCUGGUGCGCAGCUUUCCGGACAGGGUUCGGCGGCACAAUAAGAGGGGGAAGAAAAAGACGAAAGAGAAGAAAACGACUCGGAGCGGCGGAAAUUCUAGAGAGAGCCAGCUCCGGUUCUUCUUCAACGUGACGCCCAGCGAUUCGGCCAAAGAACAGGUGCUCCAGGCGGAGUUCCACCUUUACAAGCUAAAACCCAAACACAGGUUCGUCGACAAGCUCGGAGACGCCAAGUCCCACUUGCUCGAGGUGCGGGUGUACCAGGCGCUUCCCGGUGCCUCGGCGCUCAAGGAAGAGGGCAACCGUCUCCUGGACGUGCGACGGAUGACGUACAACUCGGUCGGCUGGGAGGUCUUCUACGUCAAGGAGGCCGCCGAGGACUGGAUACGGAACCCGGCCACCAACCUAGGAUUGCUGAUGACGGUGCGGACGGCGCACGGCCGGCGCCUGGACGGCGGCGUCCUGCGCUUCGCCAAGCGGCACCAGGGCCACGCCAACAAGCAGCCGAUCCUGGUGCUGUUCAGCGACGACGGCAGGCCCAGCAAGGAGAUGCUGUACCCGGUGAACGCCUCGGGGAGUCCCUCGGACGGCGCAGCGGAGCCCACGAUCCCAGCCGCGGCCCCGAGGAUUCCGUCGUCCCCGCUGCGGCCCCAGCCGUCACCCAACCUGGCGGCCCGGAGCGUCCGCGCCGCCCGGGCCUCUUCUAAGGUUGGCAACGCGCACGGGGAGCCGUUCAACUGCGCCCGCCACGAGAUGUACGUGGACUUCGAAAAGAUCGGCUGGUCGAGCUGGAUUAUCUCGCCCAAGGGUUACAACGCCUACUACUGCAAGGGCCAGUGCUCCUUCCCGCUCGGUCAAGACCAGCUGCCCACCAACCACGCCACGGUGCAGAGCAUCGUCAACGAGCUCAGCCUGUCUCCCGGAGUCGGAACGCCGUGCUGCGUGCCCAACAAGCUCUUCUCCAUUAGCCUCCUCUACUUCGACGAAAACGAGAACGUCGUGCUCAAGCAGUACGACGACAUGGUAGCCGCCAGCUGCGGCUGCCAUUGAGACAGUCCUUCGGUUGAGGACUCCUCUUCUGGAUGAGUCGAAGGCUCCGAUCUGGCCGCAACGCCAACGAGUAUACCGCGCGGUUCUGAGCGCUUCGCGUGUUCACCUUUCCAGCGCUUCUCACCCACGGCGAAAAUAAUGCUGAGUCACCGGGCCAUGGACGCAUGCGCGGCGUCUGGUAUUCCAGAGAAGCGAGCAACUGCGCAUGAUAAGAACGCGUUCUAUGGCCCAGUAGACAAAGAUGGCGGCACGCAGAAAACGAUCAUUGGAAUUGUCCAGAGGAUCCUGUCAGUUUCUCCUCCCGAAAGCUCCGGCGGUGGUGCAAUCAGGUUGUCGGCAGCUUACAUUUCCCUUCGUUCCGAGGAAAAAAAAUAUUCAAAAAUAAAACCGGCGUUUGAAACCGCCGCGGUUAUUGUCCCACCAAAAUAUGACGUACUCCCCGUACUCUGUUCAGGACCUGGAAUCUUGCAGCCCGUCAUAAUUCUAUCACGAAUAUAUUCGUUUUAUCGUGCGCGUUAUAUGAAGUGCGAAGAAAACGCCGGUGUCAGUUCUGCCUGCGCGGAGCUUUUCGUACAUGAUAUCUUCGAUAGGACUUACCGCGCAGAAUUACGUUAUUGGACUGGUCUUCAGGACAUCGCUGACUGCUGGCCAAAGAAGAUCCGCAGUUCGAUGCUAGCAUUAGGUCACUUGGCGCAGAUUAACGUGUCUUGCGAUAUAAAGGAGACCAUCAAGAAUAACACUCUCACAAAGCUAAAGCCGCUGAGAGAGGUCUAUGUUGUCUGCUGUAUAUACAGUGAGGUAACGUCUGCUGACUGAGUUGCUUUAUUAUAUCCGUUCUGUCCUUGCUCGAAUAUGCGGAUCCUACUCUGCGAUGUGCUGACUUUGUGUGGCUGCUGUUGUCGCGUUUCCUUUUUAUGUUUGGAGGAAGCUAUGCAAAAAUCAAAAUUACUUCAGACUGCUAGCUGAAGAACACUGACAUCCCUUUUCGUGACGCGGGACACGCGUGUUUGCGCUCGCCUUAGCUGCGAGUGAUAGCACAAAGUAAUAGGAGAUCAGCCAGAGAGUCUAUCACUUGCAACAGGCUAUUCUGUUGAGAGAGACACUAAAGAAAGCAGCAUGCAUGAAAAGCAGACAGCAAUGUAAACUUCCUUUCUUUUAUAUUUAAGAUUUAGAUUCCUGCUGUGAGAGAGGCGACAGUUCAUCGGGAUGUCUGUAAAUCGAUGAUCCAGGUAGAUAGAUGACUUACGACCAACGGAGAAAAAUUAUGCUGUCGUCUAUGAGCAAGAAAGAAUGUUGUGUGUUAUUUGUCUUUGGACAAGACUCUGCGGCACUAAUUUCUUGAACGUGUUCAAGUAAGGCUGAAGACGUAUAAACCAAGGUCCGUGCUUACGGCCAACAACCCAACUUAUGUGCCAUGGAGAUUAAAAAAAAAAAAGAAGAAAAGUAGUUAUAAUUAUUCAGUCACCAUAAAGGGCUGUGCCAUACUUUCCCUUGUGUAUACUUGUGACAGUUACAGACUAGUGUUUCAUAGAAGUUCAUCUAGAAGUACGAGAUGAAAUGACGAAACUAUACUGAAAUAUACUAUAGAAUGUAUGGCAUGUCACUGUGGCCCAAAGCAUAAGCAGUCUGCCGGUAUCUUAUCUUUCCUGGCUAAAGCCUUUCUAUUUCUUGGCUGAUCUAUAAUGCUACGCGAACUACACCUCCAAUCCCGAAUCAGCCUACUUAGGUGCUUAGAGCCACAAGCCAGAUGUGUUAAAAGCUGCCGGCGAUGCGACACGCUUCAAGGAGCCUUUCAGUUACCAUGUCUCCUCCUACCUUGCACCGAACCAAUGAAAGUCUAUGGAAAUCCUGUUUUGAGGUCCUUCAAGCUCUUACUUCAGAAGGUUUCAGUGCAACUCUCGGCGUUCCCCAAAGGCCCGUGUCGUGUGAAGACCACGUCGCCCAAUGGAACAUGGACAUCCGUUUUCGGAAAUGGACCAAUCGGGACGUGAAAUCGUCGAUCUUCUUGCUGGACAGUUCCAUUUCUGCGAAGGCGAGGACAACGACGUCUUCACCGCCACCGCGUGGUCUCUUGAGCAGCGCCAAAGAACGGAAUGUGCCGGUGUUUCUCUGUUUUUUUUUUAUUUUUGUGGCUCUUUUUAAGCGAAAAAACUUAACUUCUGAGUUAUAUAUUGUACAAGUUCGUUUGCAUGUGUGUGUGAAUGUGUCAACGUGUACACGAGUGAUUUUUCUUGUAGUAUAGUGCCAUAGUUGGUAUCCGGUACCCAUGGGCUGACAGGGCUCAACCCCCUGCAAACCGAUUCACUCUAUGAUAACAUCACGAAGUGCAAGGCCAAAGUUAGCCUAAUAUCCUUUUGUGCGCGACUGAACCUUCUUGCACUCCUCACGCCUAAAGCAGCAGGCCCACCAGCAGGCCCACACCUACGUACGUUGCCAAUACCCGUGCAGCGUACGAAGCGUCCAAAGAAGCGGAUUGUCUCAUACAUCCUCUUCCGUAAUUUAUUAAACUCUCGCUUAUACAAGUACCCCAUGCAUAAGCUCUUUGCAAGUACAAAUAUACCGAAAUAAAUGUAAACUAACAUUGACACUGCACGCAUCCGCUGUAGUCAGAGCCUUUGGUGACGAACAUAACUUCUUCCCCUUAGGAAGCACUCGCGUGUAUUUAAAAUGGUGAAGAAAACACCUUACAAUUGUUAGCAUAGUAAGAGCGGCAAAGUUUAAUUACGCGCAGUACUAGAAUUUAAAAAUAUAUUUGUGGCAUGAAAGCUCGCCUGUUUCCCCUAGUCGUGUAGAGCGUAACGACACCUAGCAAAGGAUGCAUAUUCGCCACACCUUCUUUAGAGCCACUGCUGUUAAAUAUUGGCGCAACGCUUAGACCAACCUGUUGUAAGCUACUGGGCGCAAUAAGCGUAAUAAAUCUAACCAAUCACACGUGUGUUUAAUUACUGCAAUAAAAAAUUAUUGCGAGAUUGCGACCAUACGAUAAUGAGGCAAGUAUACUAUAAACGGCUUCCGUUUAAACUAAAUGCUCCAAGCGCAGUAAACUAUACCGUUUCUUUUUACUGAUUUUUUAUGUUUAUAGAGAUUGAUUUUUUUUAUUGGUCCCCGAAGUAGCUUGUUACAAGUCCUUAUGCUUAGUCUGGUUCGAGGCAGAUAGCAAGACGAACUUCGAUUUAUAUUUAAUUUCCUCGCAAAAGACAAACAGCGCAAAAGACAAACAGCGUGGCGGGACCAGGCGUAUGGGUACACUGCUGUCUCUUAUUAGUGUUGCACUUUUUGUUCUUGUACUUCACCAACCCACUCUGAUUUGUUCUAUGGAGUGGAGUGCCAUCGCAGUUUGGAAAUAUUGCACUGCGUUAAAGCGUGCAGCUUAACUCUGCAACGCACCAAUUCUAAAAAAAAUAGUGUCCAAUGGUAAAGAAUAUGUAAAAAUAUCUCGAUUUUGCAUUGUAUACAGCAAAGUAUACGGUUUCUGAAAUUCGUCGUUUUGCUGCUGUUGUCUCUACGACGUCCGAUCCAUGGAUUCCAUUGGAAUGAAUUGAAUUGUCGUCGCUUAACCCCUUGUAUCGGGCGAUCAUAACGUAGAAAACUGGAUCUAGCCAGAACAGUCGUUUUCCGAUCAUAGAGUUUGCGCCAGAUCGGUGCACUUACAGAGCGACUUCCUAGCCAGGGUUGGGCGCAGACGCGGUUACCCGGCAUUAAUCACGGCACCUCCAGUUUCCUUUCUGCAACUGCUGACGUAUACAACUCCGCGUAUAAGACUGUAAAUCAUGUGUGCAUGAGUGCGUGCGAUCACCUCAGUGGCCCCCGAAUAAAGGCUAAAACCAAACC